UCGUCCCGGACCUGCCGCAGCGUCUGUGACCGCAUGACCCGCUCAGAGGCAUCCCUGCCGGCUAUCUGAGCCUUGGUGAUGGCGUAAGCUGUUAUCUGGGCCGCCCUGCGAAUCGGUCGAGACUCUGCCAACUUCUCAACAACAUGGAGGUUGUUCAGGAGGUUAAAUAACAUACGCGCGAGCAUGUUGUCGAGAAAUGUCCAAAGACCCUUGACACGUUAGCUUAACGUUAGCCAGUCAGCUAACUAGCAGUCCAGUAUUUCUGCCCUGUAAUGACAACAAUAGUUAACUGGAGGUAUAUAAUCGUAGACUGUAUCUUAUACUGUAAUGUAUGUUGCGCUGUGGUGUAAAUAUCACUAACUUAGCAAACGCUAUAUAACGUACAUAAAAGGUUGACUUACUUCAGCUGAGCCGAUCAUUAGCUUUCAUUUAGAUGACAUAACAUACUGUGGAGUGAGGCUGAAGUUGGCUUAGAUUCGACUUGUUUAAGUGACCAAUCCACAACUCGGAACUUCCCACGUACCCACAACUCGGAAACUACGAAUAUGAAGCUAACUUCAACGUUGUGUCAAACUGUUUUCCGGACAUUUUUGUUGGUAACACCAACCGGGGAAAUACGUCCGGUCGUAUCGUACGAAUAUCCGCUUUCGGUACUAAUUUCCCUUAUUCAUUCCCCAUAGAUUUUGGGCACGGAGCGUUGAGGUUGAGUCUUCUCUCUGAACUAAACCCUUCAACACGUGGGAACUGUAAGUGGACUGUGCAGCCAUGCAGGUGAUCGUGUGGUUCGCCGUGGCCGUGCUGUCUCAGCCGGCGGCAGUUAGCGGAGCCGAGAAGAAGAAGCUGCAGAUCGGCAUCAAGAAGCGAGUGGACAACUGUCCUAUCAAGUCUCGCAAAGGAGACGUGCUGAACAUGCACUACACGGGCAAGCUGGAGGACGGCACGGAGUUUGACAGCAGCAUUCCCCGCGACAGGCCCUUCACCUUCACCCUGGGCACCGGGCAGGUGAUCAAAGGCUGGGACCAGGGCCUGCUGGGCAUGUGCGAGGGCGAGAAGAGGAAGCUGGUCAUCCCCUCCGAGCUGGGCUACGGAGACAGGGGAGCUCCCCCAAAGAUCCCCGGAGGAGCGACGCUCAUCUUUGAAGUGGAGCUGCUCAGCAUCGAGAGGAGAUCCGAGCUUUGAUAAAGAGGAGAUGGCAAACUUUCAAACCGUUCCAGGAGCUGCUGCAGCAUUACGUGAAGAUCAUCUGACCUCUGAUGAAGACUACAUGGGAAAUCUGGGAGUAUAAAUAGCUCCCCCCCCCCCACAUAGCCACUGUGCUCCUUCCACUGGCUUGGCUUGUUGUGCUCUGAUUUAUUGGUCUGAAGUUUUUAUAUGCUACAAGAUGUGGUGUUUGUCCAUGAGUAGAACUGCCAGUAAACACCUAAACCUAGUAUUUGGAUGUGGGUUGAUAAGGGAGUCAUGUCCUGCCAUGUCAUCUAACAUUUAUUUGUUAUUGUUUGUGAUUUAUAAGCAGGUUUAUUCAUAUUUUUACAUUCUUUUCAUUAAAUAAUUUAGUAAGAAAUCAGGCAGUGGACGAAUUAGGAUCAAUGUUUUUGUUCACUUUCAGUAUUUGUAUUGUGAUAAUAAAAUGUUGAAUUUACGGGAAAACA
This is a messenger RNA of Etheostoma spectabile (orangethroat darter), 1649 nucleotides long. Its product is annotated as peptidyl-prolyl cis-trans isomerase FKBP2-like. Gene Ontology annotation, cellular component: endoplasmic reticulum. Gene Ontology annotation, molecular function: peptidyl-prolyl cis-trans isomerase activity. Lineage: Eukaryota; Metazoa; Chordata; Actinopteri; Perciformes; Percidae. Gene Ontology annotation, biological process: protein peptidyl-prolyl isomerization. The record is from RefSeq and is a predicted model, not a curated record.